Pimephales promelas (fathead minnow) is the source of this 2555-nucleotide messenger RNA. It is a transcript of the gene rab20, whose product is annotated as RAB20, member RAS oncogene family. The record is from RefSeq and is a predicted model, not a curated record. Lineage: Eukaryota; Metazoa; Chordata; Actinopteri; Cypriniformes; Leuciscidae. Gene Ontology annotation, molecular function: GTPase activity; GTP binding.
UGAUUCGUUGACGAAUCGGACAGCACAGCAUUACCGCUGAACACAACUUGAAAGUACUUUAGUUAGAAAAUCGGCGUCGUAACUAAUUUGUCUGUCAAAUAUAUAUAUUUUUUUCAUGACUUAAACCACACAAAUGGGAUUUAUUUCGCCAAGCUUUGUACAGAGGACGUAAUAAGAUCAUGCACUUUAAAACGCAUGGUUUGAAAGCCCGUCCUUUGGAUUGUUUAUGUAGAGGUUUUACCUGUAAGAGUUGAGUGUGCAAGAGUGGCAUGUGUUUGGAGACAUGCCUCAAGCCUCAAGGACCAAGAAACCCGACGUGAAAGUCGUCAUUCUGGGGGACAUGAACGUAGGAAAGACUUCUCUCCUCCACAGAUACACGGAGAGGAAAUUUAAGGACACUAUAAGCACCGUCGGAGGGGCGUUCUUCCUCAAACAGUGGGGACCCUACAACAUAUCCAUAUGGGACACUGCAGGUCGAGAACAGUUCCAUGGCCUGGGCUCCAUGUACUGCCGUGGCGCGGCUGCAGUCAUUCUCACCUAUGACGUUACCAAUUGGCAGAGCCUGGCAGAGCUGGAGAACCGCUUCCUGUCCCUGACCGACACCUCCAACACUGACUGCAUAUUCGCCAUAGUGGGUAAUAAAGCAGACCUUACGGAUGCUCUAGCUCAAGGGACAGACACAGAGAGCGAGCGAGGGGACAAAGCACAGCCCGAGGUCACGUGUCCGACUCCUCCCGGCACUGCGCUCCAGCACAAACAGGUGAGCAAAGAGGACGCCGUCGCUCUUUACAACCGUGUGCUGCGCUACAGAGGCCUGGAGGAGAAGGCCUGUCUGCCUGCCGAGACCGUGUGCUUUGAGACAAGUGCUAAAACGGGUUACAAUGUCGACGUUUUGUUUGAAACCCUCUUCGAUCUGGUUCUGCCCUCCAUUCUGAAGAAACGGAGCGAAGGAGAGAGUUCCACUGUGGACCUGGAGACGCCAAUGGAGGUGAAAAUGACUAAAGCAGGAUGUUGUGCCUAGAGCCAGGCAAACAUAGGAGGCGUGAGGAUUGUGUUGUCAAUCAGUGCCAAAGAAGGAAUGGAUAUAAAUCAUAUCACCACUAACUUAAACUAGAGUUUAUUUGAACUAAGUGCUGAUUUUUUUAUUUUACUCCAGAACAGUAUAAAAACAAAGUUUCUUGGGGGGAGGAAUUAAAAGAUAGAAUAACUUGAUCUUGCUGAAUAGUCUUUUGUGAAAUAGUUUUUACUUUCUUUUUUGAUAUUAUAUCUGCAUUAUAUUUUGUAAAAAUGAACAUUUUCUGAUACUGCCUGACUAAUUCUAAUAUGAGACAAAUAAAAAUUCUUAAAUAUUGGAAUUAAUGGGUUAAUGUGUGUGGUUAGUGUGAGAAAGCUUCACGAAGUACACUGUCAUUCAAAAUGCCUGUUAAUAUGCUGAUUUGCUGCUCUAGAAACAUUAUAAUCAAUGUACAAUCAACAGUUGUGCUGCUUAAUAUUGUUGUAGAAACCAUGAUGCAUGUCUUUUGAAUUCUUUGACAAAUAGAUAGUUCAAAAGAACAGCAUAUGUUUGAAAUAGACAGAAAGUGGUCUUCAAUUACUUUUAUUUUAAUUAACUGAUGUGGGUCCUAUAUAAGGUGCUUUAUAAAUGAAUGAAUAAAUACACUUCACACUUUCUAAUAGGUAGAUCUUGUUUAGAGAUCAUUAAAAUGAGAGAUGACACAAAUGUAACAAACAAAAUGCAUUUAUUGUUUUAUUCAAUAACACUAUGAUUCAAAAUCAAUGUCUUCAAAUAUUCCACAUAAUUACAUUGAAAGUACAAAAAAAGAAAAAAAAAAAGCAGUGACAUUCUCAAUGCAAAUAUUUUGAAUUAUAAUCUUAAUUGGUUCUCUUUACUGGAAUCACAUAUAUUUUAGUGGUUUAUGGGCUUAGGGGCAAUACUACUUGUGCAAUGUGCACUGAAAAUGGGCAAAACUGCUCAAAGUCCAAACCUUUUAGGUGACCCACAUUAGCCAUUGUUUACAGACUCAAUGCAGAAUAUAGCCUGUUUGUGCAUGUAUGUGGAAGUGGGACAACGAUUGAACUACAGUCUCCUAAUGACCUGAACACGUGUCAUGUAAACCUCAGUGAAAUCAGUGCAAUUGGUGUAACCAACAGAGGGUUCAGACAAACAAACCAGAAUGAGCCUCGUGACUGGACAAAAUUCUAGUAAAAAGUUUCAAUUCUCAAAGUUUAUGACCUUUUUAUGAAAUAAAAUACCCAAUGAAUAGUGUGACAACAUUAGAUGAUAAAAAAACACAUCCAAGAGUGAUGAUUCAAAGCUGUUCAUUACAUAAAUAAACAAAGCAAAAAUAAUAUACAGGCAUCAGAAGAUGAUGUUAGUGUAAGUUUGGUAAAAUUUAUAUUUAUAGAGUGGUUAAAAAUAGCAGAUAGCACUGUGUUUAAGCGGCCUUGUGGUUAAGCAUUGUGUCGUUGAGCCUUAAUGAUCAUGUGUUAUUAAAUUAUUCUGGUUCAGAUUCUGAACCGAUAUCUAGACCUUUUCAGAUUCCAACAGAACAAAA